AUGACUACUGAGACUAAGAGUAGGAAACCUGCCAACACGGCGUUCAAGCAGCAGCGAUUGAAGGCAUGGCGGCCGAUUUUAACACCAAAGACAGUGUUACCGGUCUUUCUUGUCGUCGGUGUCCUCUUUGCCCCUCUCGGAGGUCUGCUACUCUGGGCUAGCGAUACCGUUGCCGAAGUCGUCAUUGACUACACAAGAUGCGACAAGUCUGGUCCGAACUUUGUCCCAGUCCCGCAGGACUCGUACUCGUCCAACUUUCCCGGCUCUGCUGGGGAUGGAGACACUCCGGAGUACAAGUGGAUCCAGGCUGUGGGGUCUGGCAACAAUGUGACCUGGCCAACGACGAGGUGCACGGUCAAAUUCAACAUACCUGUCGCGAUGAAACGGCCGGUCUUUGUGUACUACCGCCUUACAGACUUUUUCCAAAACCACCGUCGAUAUAUCAAGAGCAUGGACUCGAAGCAGCUCUCGGGUGUGUAUCGGUCCGCGGAUGAACUCAAGGGCGGAGGGUGUGAUCCACUGGCGGUCGUCAUGGAGAGUAAUGUCGCCUACCCAAUCUAUCCUUGCGGACUUAUUGCCAACUCUAUGUUCAAUGACACAUUCAGCCUUGUCUUGAAUCCGCUGGACCCAAUGACCAACAAGCCCUACGCCCUCACAGACACCGGCAUCGCAUGGACGACCGAUGCAACGAAGUAUGGUCAUAAUCCGUAUACGGAUCUAUCCAAGGUUCGACCUCCACCUAACUGGAGAAAUUGGUUCCCCCAGGGAUAUUCGGUAGCCUCUCCGCCUAUCGAUAUUACCAAAGACGAGCAUUUUCAAGUCUGGAUGCGUACCUCUGGCCUACCUAACUUCCGAAAGAUGUAUUCUAAGAACGAGGUUGAGGAUCUCCCGAGCGGUACUUACACUAUUGAUAUUGACAUGAACUACAAUGUGUCGUCAUAUGGAGGAACAAAGUCGAUCGUCAUAUCUACGGUGUCGUUUAUGGGCGGACGUAAUCCUUUCUUGGGUAUCGCCUAUGUGGUCGUCGGCGUGUUGUGUGUCGUGCUCGGGCUUCUGUUCACGGCCCGUCAUCUGUACAAGCCUAAGCGCUUGGGAGACCACACCUACCUCUCAUGGAACCAACAGAGGGAGCCACAGGGAGAACCAUUAUCGGAAGACGAUGAGCUGGCUCCUUCUGCGGUUGCCACGGGCGCAAGCGCGCGCUACUAG
This is a messenger RNA of Gamsiella multidivaricata, 1209 nucleotides long. RefSeq names its product cell cycle control protein. Lineage: Eukaryota; Fungi; Mortierellomycota; Mortierellomycetes; Mortierellales; Mortierellaceae. The transcript has 5 exons. The coding region runs from base 1 to 1209 and encodes 402 amino acids. The record is from RefSeq and is a predicted model, not a curated record. Gene Ontology annotation, cellular component: endoplasmic reticulum; Golgi apparatus; plasma membrane.